Lizanozyma spartinae is the source of this 1605-nucleotide messenger RNA. RefSeq names its product glucan 1,4-alpha-glucosidase (gene SGA1). The coding region runs from base 1 to 1605 and encodes 534 amino acids. The record is from RefSeq and is a predicted model, not a curated record. Lineage: Eukaryota; Fungi; Ascomycota; Pichiomycetes; Serinales; Debaryomycetaceae. Gene Ontology annotation, cellular component: fungal-type vacuole. Gene Ontology annotation, biological process: polysaccharide metabolic process. Gene Ontology annotation, molecular function: glucan 1,4-alpha-glucosidase activity. The transcript has a single exon.
AUGAAGUUAAUACUACCUUUGAUCUCAGCUUGUACUUUGGUACUGAGUUUAUCCAUUCCAACAUCUCCUUAUUAUUUGGCUCAACAAAAGGCGCUUACCAUCCCUCAAUGGGUUGGUAAGUUUUGGAAUAGUGUAUUCUUAUCUGAAGCUUCCAAUGAAGCAAUCAUGAGAGCCGAUUUUGGUUCUUGGUUAGAUCAACAACGUAACAUUAGUUUCCAGGGUAUCUUAAACAACAUUGGCGGGGUCUCAUCUUUGUUAGACCCUAAGGAGGUAUAUGAUGGUGUUGUUAUCGCCUCCCCAUCAAAAUAUAUGCCCAAUUACUUUUACCAAUGGACCAGAGAUGCUGCAUUAACGAUAAAGUCCUUGAUCGAUUACUUGGAUGAUACUAGAGUGAGUUCAGAUGUUGCAGAAGUACAGAAAACUGUGGAAGAUUAUAUUUCCAAUAAUUAUAUUUUACAAAGAUUAGAUAAUCCUAGUGGUACCUUUGGCGAUGAUGAUAAAUCAGGUUUGGGUGAGCCAAAAUUCCACCCAAAUAAUACUGCAUUUGAAGAAAACUGGGGUAGACCUCAACGUGAUGGACCUGGUUUAAGAGUCACCACUAUCUGUGCAUAUCUUGAAUUAAUUGAUAAAUAUCAAGUACCAUUUAUUCACUUGAAAUCUGGUAAGGAUGUUUAUACUGAAAUCGUGAAACCAGAUUUGGUUUAUAUUAUAAAGAACUGGAAUAGAAAUGGGUUUGAUUUAUGGGAAGAAAUCAAUGCUCAACAUUUUUUCACUUCAUUAACUCAAUUAAGGGCUUUGAUAGAUGGGUCAAAAUUGGCUAAGAAGUACGAACCUCAAGAUUCUGGUUUUAUUGAAGAAUUGAAGAAUACUUUUAAUGAUGUUCGGAAGUAUGUUGAAUGGGAAGGUGGAUUUAUCAAAUCUAAUGUUCCCUACGUCAUUGAAACUCCAUCUUUAUUAUCACUGGGUAAGAGAUCAGGAUUAAACAUUGCAAGUUUGUUGGCAAGUUUACAUACUCAUGACCUUGCAAGUAAGGAUUAUGAUAAUAUUCCGUAUGAUGUUGAUCAUAAUUUGGUAUUGAGUACCUUACGCCUUUUGAUUACUGAUAUGAAAUUUAGAUACCCUAUCAACCGCAAACAUAUUGGAGUCAAUAAUGUCGGUGUUGCAUUGGGUAGAUACCCAGAGGAUAUUUAUGAUGGUUAUGGUACCAGUGAAGGUAAUCCUUGGUUUAUAUCAACUGCCACAGCAUCUGAAUUGAUAUUGCGGUUGAUAUAUAAAUUGGAAACUGGUCGCAUGAAUAUUGUUAUUGAUGAAUUGAAUUCAGAUUUUUUCAAACAAUUUGUUGAUUAUUUAGAGGCUGGCCAGACCAUAGUGUAUGGAUCCCUGGAUUAUUUAGAGUUGAUUGAUCAAUUGAUCAAAUACUCCGAUUCCUUUUUACAAAUUGUCAAGGAUCAUGUUGAUAACGAGGGCCAUAUUAGUGAACAAUUUAACCGUUACCACGGUUUUAUGCAAGGUGCGACUGAUUUGACUUGGUCCUAUUCUGCAGUUUGGAAUGCUUUGAGAUGGAGAGAGAAGGUUUUCAGAUUAUUAAACCCUUCUAAGUUGUAA